AUGUUCGGUGGAGGAGGAGGAGGACAACAACAGGCACCGAAGAAAACAACCCGAGGUGAGCAGUCUCCCUCUGUUUCGCAUCGGACCCCGCUCAACCUUUUAGAUGGACAAAUGCCCAAACGUCGUGGACCCAAGCCGGAUAGCAAGCCUGCAUUGACCAGGCGACAGGAGCUGAACCGCCAAGCUCAGAGGACGCACCGUGAACGAAAGGAGCAAUACAUGCGGAACUUGGAGACGGAAGUGUUGCGGUUGAAGGAGGCAUACACCACCGAAAUCGCCGAGGCAAAUCUCACAGCCCAGCAGCAACGGGAGAUCACUCAUGCAAUUCGGGAAGAGAACGAGAUAUUGAGAGAGAUCCUGGCAGCACACGGAAUCCAAUACGAAGCUGAUCUGGAGCGUCGCCGAGCGGAGCGUCCCCCGAUGGUCGGUUACCAAUCUAGCCCUGUCGGUGGCAGCAGCACUGCAUCCGCAUCGCAGACAGCAGGCUUCACUCACUCGGUCAGCAACCACAAUACCACGCCUGCCACCACGAUAUCAUCUUCUGGCAUGAGCCCGCUUCACAACACUGGCGAUCGCUCCCGCUCCGACAUCUCGCCUCCAAUUGGAUAUGUGCCUCAACAGCAAGUGUACCAGUCCAGUCCAGGCGAUCUUCCCAUGGGCAUGGAUAAAUCUUCAGGUGGACCAGUCGAUUCCAUGCAGCCUGCCCCCAUGCCUCGUAUCAGCGGUGUCUUUGAAAGUGACCCGCAAUUACAAGUUGACUUUAUCCUAACUCUGGAAGGCCCCUGCCGCGAACAUACGGACUACCUCUGCCGCCGCUCAGUAACCGAAGCCGAUGACGAGGAUAUGCCUUUCUCAGGCCACGCCCUGAUGGCAACGUGCCCACCACCCAGUUACAUCGCCAAGACAACACCAGAACAACCAUACCCACACAAAGCCCCCGACCUCCCGCAUGCAAACCUAAGCACGCUCCUCAACCUCAGUCGCCAGCUCGUCACCGAAGGCCAAAUUACACCCAUCAUGGCUCUGCAGUGUCUCAAGAACCACGAGUUGUACACUACCCUCCGGCGCGAAGACGUCAAGAUCAUCAUUGAUACCCUCAACACUAAAGUCCGCUGCUACGGCUUUGGCGCUGUUGUCGAGGACUUUGAGUUGAUCGAUUGUCUGAGCAGUGUGCUCGGCACAAAGGUCGAUCUCGGCAUGUCCGGCACAGCCGAUGAUUCGAUGUAUGGCUAA
This is a messenger RNA of Penicillium antarcticum, 1233 nucleotides long. It is a transcript of the gene flbB, whose product is annotated as protein flbB. Bases 1 to 1233 code for a protein of 410 amino acids. The record is from RefSeq and is a predicted model, not a curated record. NCBI's taxonomy places the organism in Eukaryota, Fungi, Ascomycota, Eurotiomycetes, Eurotiales, Aspergillaceae. The transcript is spliced from 3 exons. Gene Ontology annotation, molecular function: DNA-binding transcription activator activity, RNA polymerase II-specific; transcription cis-regulatory region binding. Gene Ontology annotation, cellular component: RNA polymerase II transcription regulator complex.